Molecule: messenger RNA, 3490 nt
Organism: Thermothelomyces thermophilus ATCC 42464
Lineage: Eukaryota; Fungi; Ascomycota; Sordariomycetes; Sordariales; Chaetomiaceae
Exons: 2
Coding region: 266-3307 (1013 amino acids)
Biological process (GO): microtubule-based movement
Molecular function (GO): microtubule motor activity; microtubule binding; ATP binding
Source: RefSeq, a predicted model, not a curated record
GGUGCGCCGUAUGUCUUCGUUUUUGAUUCGUCGCCGAUAUUUAUCGCCUCGUUUCGCUCUCCGAAACCCGUAUAUCCGGACGGACCGGUCCCGACUUGAAUAGCUGGAAGAAAGUCACGGUCGAUUCUAUCCUCGGCACAAAUGCGAUGUUGACGGGCCCCGCCGAACCGAAACCUUUGUUGUAACGCAACUGCCAUCCGUCAGAAGCCCUCGUGUCGCCCUUCGCAACAAGGCCAGAGAACUGUCGAAAUCGGGUUAUAUAGAAAUGUCCACCGCUCUGCCGAGGCCGUCGAGGCCGUCAAAUGGCCCGCCCACGAUAGCGCUCCCGGCUCUGCCCGUGAACAAGACGAGGAAAAACACCGGAAACCUGGCAGCUCCUUCAAGCAAGUCUACGCCCACGACCCCCAAAUCAUCCGGUCUUCGAGCCCCGUCAACAGCUCUCCUUCCUCCUGCCUCGCCCAACCCGGCCGGGUCCCUUCCUCAGCCCAGGUCGGCAUCGGGCGUUAACUCAGCAGGGAAGACGAUAAGGAAAACAGUCAGCAUCAACUCAUUCCCCCAGCCACCGCGAGGAGACAGUCGGAUAUCCAGCCUGCCACCCAGCCCACUGUCUACCAGCGCACCUUCGCGAAAAUCGCGAGCGCCUACGACGCCGAACCCCCAGCUAUCCAGUGCGACCCCUAGCUUCCUCAACGGCACCGGCGAGGGCAAGUCAAUAUCCCGACAACCUUCCACCAGGAAUUCAGAUGGCCUUACCAGCGUGGCCUCUCCACCGCAAAGCCGCAGCUCCUCCGCCCAGGAUUCCUACUCCACCUCGGCAACCCAGUAUGACGACGUCAACGACACAGCACCGCCAAAAUCGGAUUCUGCCGUGAGCGGAAAGCGUGCGUCAAAAGCAGACGGCAAGGGGAACGUCAUCGUCAGUGUCAGGGUGCGACCGGAUCUCAGCGGCCACGAUAACGCGCCGAAUCCGGACUGGGUGAUCGACGGGAGGAAGUCGUUGAUUGCGUACAGAGGGAAAGAAGGGGGAGACUACUAUUACGAUAACGUCUUUGCAACGCACGAUGACAACUACAGAGUCUACGACCACAUCGCGAAGCGCUUGGUACGAAGGGUCAUGGAGGGUUAUCACGGGACCGUCUUCGCCUAUGGAAUGACCGGCACGGGUAAAACGUUUUCGAUGCAGGGCACUGCAUCCUCGCCGGGUGUGAUCCCUCUCGCGAUCACCGAUAUUUUCUCGUACAUCCGCGAGACGCCGUCCAGGGAGUUCUUGCUCCGAGUCAGCUACUUGGAGAUCUACAACGAGAAGAUCCACGAUUUGCUGAGUAUGCCCACCGGCAAUAAUCCCGGUGCACAGCAAGAGGAGAUCAAGCUUCGGGAGGAUAGCAAGCGGGGGGUCUAUGCGACGCCGUUGAAAGAGGAAAUCGUCCAGAGCCCGACGCAGCUCCUCCGUGUCAUUGCCCGCGGGGACCAGGCUCGCCGCACCGCAAGCACACAAUUCAACGCCAGGAGCUCCCGAAGUCACGCGGUCGUGCAGAUCGUCGUAGAAAGCAGGGAACGGAUUCCCACCUCUGGGGACAACAAACGGCAGGGCCUCUUGCCUGGCGGUGUCCGCGUAUCGACAUUGAGUCUGAUUGACUUGGCUGGGUCUGAGAAGGCCGCCGAGUCAAAGGAACGUCGGCAGGAAGGCUCACAUAUCAACAAGAGCUUGCUCACCCUCGGCACGGUGAUCGCAAAGCUCUCCGAGCAGAAGGAAGGCAAAGGGGGCGACAAGGAUGCCAAACACUUGCCCUAUCGUGACAGCAAGCUCACCCGGUUGCUGCAAGGAGCCCUGUCGGGAAAUUCGCUCGUUAGCAUCCUCUGCACCAUUUCCAUAGGCCCGGGCGCGGGCCCCGCCGCGUCGGCCACGAAUAUCAACGAGACCCUCAACACACUCAAGUUCGCUUCUCGAGCCAAAAACAGCAUCGUCAGCCAUGCCAAGCGCGCCGAGGAGGCUCUGGGUGUCGGUGGUGAUGGGAAUGCCCGGGUCCUGCUCGAGCGGUACCGCAUGGAAAUCAUGGAGCUGAGGAAGGAGCUGGAAAACCAGGCAAAAGCCAACAGCAAGAGGGAACUUGAUGAGGAGAGGGCGCGCGAUGCGGAGGAGGAGCGGGCUCGUGAGAGAGAAGCGGAGCUACGCCACGAGGAGCAGAUGUUGGAGAUGCAACUGGCCCGGACGGCUCUGAAGGAGAGGAUAGACCACCUCAACAGGCUCAUCCUCAGUUCCAAGUCGAUCGGGGUCAACGCGAGCGGGUCUUACAGCGCCCUCGGCAUCCAUCACCGCUACUCGCAAGGGUCGAUCCGGUCGUCGAUGGCCACGUCGAAUGGGACCAAGUUUGGGCUCGAAAGGACAGAGUCCAUGACCUCCAGCGCCUCCACGAUCGGCCGGAAAUCGGCAAGCCAUCGCUCAUCUGGCGGCCCGGAACCACCCGCCUUGGACGACGAAGAGAGCACGGGCGAGUACGGGGACGGGACGGCAUCGCUCGCAUCGCAGAACCGUGCGCUCCAGGCAGAUCUCGCCGACAAGAACCGAUACAUCCAGACACUAGAGAAACGGCUCCUUCAGGCCCGGCGCGCGAGCUCGUCGCGUGCCUCGAUCGGCUUGUCGAGCAAGGGCAUCAUGGUCGGCGAGGACCACAGCGUGGCGGCGCUCAUUAAAGAAAAGGACGCCGAAAUCGCUGAGCUUCGCGCCCGGCUCGACGACAAGGACCGAAUGCUCGCCGCCCUGCGGAGCGCCGCGCGAUGCCGCGAUAACGCCGACCGCGUCGAGUCGCGGGUCGAGUCGCGUUCCGAAGUCCGCACCUCGCAGAUCCUCGACAGCAACCCGGGCCCAGCACCCACCGGCAGCCCCCCGGCCGCGCCACCCUCCCUCCUCCGUCAAGUGUCCCAUCUCCGCAAGCGCACCAAGAGCGUCGACGAGAUGAGCAGGAUGCUCGACGAGAUGAUUCAGGAUCGCGUCGAGAGCGGCCACCUCAUCCGCGGCGCGCGGGGGAGUGUUCGGAUCGCCCCUGCUGUCGCCUCGUCGCCGCUCGAUAAGCCGCCGGCCAUCGCCGGGCGGAGCGGCAGCGGCAGCAGUGGUGACAGCGGAAAGGUGGCGCUGUCGCCGUCGACCUCGUUCGGGCCGCCUCCUUCGCUGCCUCCCUCGGGCCCGCCGCCCCCGUCUCCGCAGGCGCCUCCCGUCUCUCGGCCGCCGAUCCAGCUGCAGCUCCUUUCAAGGCAGAGGUCGUCGUUCGCGGCGUCUGAGCCGCAGAAGUCGCUUGCGUUGGAAGUAUGAGGAAAGGGACCGGGCUGUUCCUGUUUGCUUUGGUUUUGCCUUUUUGGCUCUUCGGCCUCCGACCUGGCCGCUGGGGUUUCCCUCGAAUUGAGUACCGCGACGGGCCGGCCGGUCAUAUAUCUCGAUUUCUUUCUCGAGGUCAAAGGUACCCCAUCCGAUUCGUCACGUUGGCGUUUGGUGGAA